AGGAAGAAGAAGAAGGAAAAAAAAGGGGGGAAAGAAAUGAGGAGUAGGAAGAGGAGGGAAACAAACGACGCGUCGGGAGAACGCCAGUCGAUCACGGCACUCUGCACCGGCCAGACGUGUGCCACAGGCGGCCCCCUCCUCCUCAACCAGUGCACCUCUCCACCCCAUCAAAACCGAAUAUUUCAAAAAAAUAAAAAAAAUCCCGCGAUUGUUUUUUUUUUUCUCUCCCGUUUUGAAUAACACGAGACGAUAAAAAAACAACAACACGACCCUCCUAUGAGGGCUGUUGCCACCUCCCGUGACCGGUGAAUUUGACACAGUGUCGUGAUUUUUUUAUUUUUUAUUUUAUUCAGUGUCGUGAUAUUUUCGCACAAAACAAAAUCAUUUUUUGUUGUUGUUUGUUUGUUUUUCUUUACGCGACGAAAAUAUCCCCGAUGCCGAAAAUAAGAUGAUCGAAUUAGUAGCAGCAUCCAUUAUAAUCAAGCCGGACAGAUUGCUGUGGCGGUGCUGGGCGGUGACGGCGUCCAUCCUGUUGGUUCUUCCGCUGUCGGCCACCGCCGUCGGACUUGUCCACCCCGGGUGCGAGUGCGUGGAGUAUAGCAGCACGUUCGGCCAGCCGUUUGGCCAAUUUACCAGUCCAGAUUUCCCGAAACCCUACGACCCGGGCAUUGGCUGCGUCCUGUACACGUUCACGGCCCCGGUCCCACCUGCGCCGUCGUCGGUUGGCGGAACAAUCGCCUCAUCGUGGAUCGUCGAAUUGACCAUCACCAGUCUCAACUUACCCCAAACUGCCACGUGCGGAGAUGGUGAUCAUUUGUCGUUGUAUUUGCACCUGGACCGGGGCGAAGUCAACGAGCGGACGCCGUCCAACGGCCGAGUUUGUUCGAUGCCGGCCAAGCGAUCGGGCCGCUACGGCAACACUCCGCUGCGCUACUACAGCGCCAAAUCCACUUUGGUGCUGGCCUUCCACACUGGGAGCAGACGACCACCGAGCCAGCCGGGCGUAAUAGCGGCGCCAGCCGUCACGGCCAAUCAACAGCAGCAACAACAACACGGGAUUAUAACGUCGCCAACCGCCGACCACCAUGGCGACGGCUCGACUUUUUGGUCUUCCGCCGCCAACGGCAACACCAACAGCAGCAGCCUCGGACCCUACGGUUUCAAGGGCACUUACCGAUUCAUCCGCAAAAGUAAAUUCAGGUCGGAUGGGCAGAGAAUUGCCGGGAGUACUUGCGAUUAUCAAUUCAUCAGUAUCGGCGGAGGCGUGUCUGGCGGCAGUAGCGCCGUGAGCCGUCACAACAAUCAACAGCAGCAACAGCAGCAACAACCAGCCAACAAAUUCUAUUCGCCGUUGUAUCCGUCGCUGUACCCUGCCCGCUCCAGAUGUCUCUAUCAUUUCUACGGAAGGUACCAGGAGCGAGUCAAGAUUCACUUUGAGAAACUCAUCCUGGGCGACGAAGACGUCAGUUGCCUGUGGAGCGAAGAUGGCGUUAAAGUCUACGACGGCGGCGACGUCCAAUCGCCGGUGAUCGCUCACCUGUGCGGAGUGAUCCACCACGCCGAGAUCUGGUCGUCGUCGCCUUCGCUCCUGGUCGAGUUCUACUCGUCGAAUUCGUCGGAGCACACGUUCGAGGGGUUCGAGGCCCGUUACAAUUUCCUUCCGGCCGCCAGGGGCUCAGAUGAGGAGGACGACAUCAUCGACGACGACGACGAGGACAUGGAAGAGGAGGAAGACGAUUUGAUGGUCGAUCCGCCAGGUGUCACGGCACCGUCCACUUUGCCGGCCCUGAUCACAGCGACGCCUAUCGUCGUGUCGACAACUCCGUCCAGCACCACCACCAGACGGCGGACAAUUCCAACGACGUCCAGGACGAUAACUCUAAGCCGGCCGAUUAACACCACAACGACGCCAUCGAUCCGGAGGGCGGCUCAGACGGCGUCGACACGGCCGACAACAACAACUACAAGAACUCCAACAACAACACCAACAACAACACAACCGACGACGGCCAAAUCAACGACAAUUACCCCGUCGAAAACGACGAAAUCGCCGCCAAUUACGGGCGUGACGACGGACAGCAGCGACAACCAGUCCAAUCUCGGCUUGGAUACCAACUCAAGCUCUCCGUGUGAUCGUCUGUUCCGCAGCGACGUGGAGAAGAACGGCACGUUCACGUCGCCCGGCUACCCGGCCGCCUACUCGCCUUCCAUGAACUGCAAUUACGAGUUCCGCGGUCACGGGCGGGAGCGCGUCCAAAUCAUCUUCACCGAUUUCGUCCUUCAUCAUCCGCACGACGAUCCCAGCGAGAAACCUCAUCACCCGUGGCUACGACAAAGCUGCGACGGAGCGGACCGAGUGACGGCCUUCAUUUCAGUCGGCGGCAACAAAGAGAAGAUUGAUGAUUUCUGCGGCUCGGGUACGCCGCGUGAACUCAUGUCCAAUUCGGCCGUCAUGUCGCUGCAUUUCCACAGUACGGCCGUCUCCAGAGGAUCUCGAGGAUUCAAAGCCCGCUACUCUUUUGUUUCCAAUUUCGGAAUCACGACUGGCGAGCAAAUCUCAUCCAGUCCCUGCGCCUUCCGAUUCAACAGCACCACGUCGACCAACGGCACUUUUUGGAGCCCCAAUUUCCCGGGAUUCUACCCGCGCGACACCGAGUGUCACUACUUCUUCCACGCCCAGGUCGGCGAGCGGGUGAAAAUCGUCUUCUCCUAUUUCGACAUUGAAGGAAUGGUCCCAUGCGGACUGACUUCGGCCAGCGAUUUCGUCGAGGUGUCCAAUUUCAUGACGGUCGAUCGGAAAUUGCCCCGCUACUGCGGAUUGCAAAAGGACCUCAAAAUGGAGUCGGACGGAGCCUUUUUCCGCGUGACGUUCAAGUCGAACGACCGAUUCGACGGCACUGGAUUCUACGCCAGUUAUCAGUUCACUCCGGUGGCCGACGCCGUCACCAUUACUCGGCGUCGUAGCUCAUCGCCGGCUUCCAGUUCACCAUAUCCAGCUGGAUGUAUCCUGUUGUUCUAUCUGCUCGCAUACCUGAUCUCGUAGACACAUUUCUUCUCCGCUGAUGGAUGGAAGCCGAUCUGACGUCAUCGCAACAAUAUCAACAACGUUCCUGGCGAACGGAUUGAAAUUUCGAAAUUUAGGCAAAUGAGCGAUUAGCAACGGUUGUGGGAAAGUGCUAGGCGGCGUACGCUGUGAGAAAGGAAAUGUACAAGAGAUAUAGAACACUAUUAUUAAUUUAUUCAUUCAUUAUUAUACAUCCAGAUUCACUGGUUCCCAUAAAAUGUGUGUGUGUGAGAGAGAGUGUGUGCGGUGUGUGUUUGGCCAGUGGGACUAUGCGCCAAUACCUCCUCCUUCUGGUCAUUUAUAUAUACAUAUUUUAAAAAUUUUAUAGCUGAUUUGAAUCAUCACCAACCACUCACCCUCCCCUCCCAUUCUUGAUAUUUUUUCCAAUCUAAAACAAAGAAAAUCGACGGAGAUUCAGCCCGUUUAUUUUUUAGCUCUCGUUGUUUAAAAAAAAAAGAAAUCACCCGUGUGGAUGAAAACCCAUUCAAUUCGUUAUUAUUUAUUUGGAUAUUUAUUAUUUAUUCGAUUAUCUCUCUCUCUAGUGUGAUGUGUGGAUUUGCUCAAAUGAAAGGGCUGUCAUCUCGUUAAAAUGAAAUAAAUCAUGUUCAUCAAUCUUAA
Molecule: messenger RNA, 3682 nt
Organism: Daphnia pulicaria
Lineage: Eukaryota; Metazoa; Arthropoda; Branchiopoda; Diplostraca; Daphniidae
Gene: Sol1
Exons: 15
Coding region: 449-3043 (864 amino acids)
Cellular component (GO): plasma membrane
Source: RefSeq, a predicted model, not a curated record